GAGUGACUCUGUGUCCAUGUGUGUGCUGACAGUGUCUAGUUGAGGCAGCUGGCUUUGCUGUAGGCUUUUUAUUGUUCAUUCUGUGUAUUUACUUCCAUUCCCAUAGGAAGUAAGUGGAGCUGCUCUGAGCCAAUCACAUUUGCGGAUAACGCUCCGACAACAAACAAAAGACCGAGGCUAGCCGAGCUCAUUAUCCUGUGUCGACCCGUCUAGCCUGACGUUAGGUGUUACUUUGCUCCAAAUAUCGACCAGCUCCUCUGUCUUGUGACUAGUUUCUUGACAACCUGUGCGACAGACGGUCUUCUUUUCGGUGACUCGAUCCGUGGCUUUGUGUCAGCUCAUGUCAGCCUGAGCCAUUUUACCAACGGCUUUGCCUCCGCUGGCCGAGCUAACGCGUUAGCUGGGGUGAGCUAAUCGGCUAGCCUAGCUCUGGCUGCUUCUCUGCGACCAGCGAAGCCAGUUAGCCUAGCCUGCUAGCUAGCUCGCUUUGCUAUCCCCUCUAAAAACUUGACACUGACCGGCACAAGUGGCCCUGGCUUGUUACUGACAAGCCAUUUUCUUUGCUAAAACUCGUCUCGUCGUGAUGUCCGGACAGUCGUCGGGCUGUGGGUUUCUGAUGUCGGUGGUUGUUCACGGAGACUCGGCUCUGAACGAGCAGGAAAAGGAGCUCAACCAGCGGCUCCGACGUCUUUAUCCAGCCGUUAAUGAAAACGAGACGCCGCUUCCUCGGUCCUGGAGCCCGAAGGACAAGUUUAGCUACAUCGGACUUUCUCAGAACAACCUUCGUGUGCACUAUAAAGGUCAUGGCAAGACCCCGAAAGAUGCAGCAUCUGUACGAGCCACCCACCCCAUCCCGGCCGCCUGCGGGGUCUACUACUUCGAGGUGAAGAUCAUCAGCAAAGGCCGAGAUGGGUACAUGGGUAUUGGCCUCUCAGCUCAGGGUGUAAACAUGAACAGACUCCCUGGUUGGGACAAGCACUCAUAUGGUUACCACGGAGACGACGGCCACUCCUUCUGCUCGUCCGGUACUGGGCAACCCUACGGACCCACGUUUACAACCGGCGAUGUGAUUGGCUGCUGCGUUAACCUCAUCAACAAUACCUGCUUCUACACAAAGAAUGGCCACAGCCUAGGUAUCGCCUUCACAGACCUACCGCCCAACUUGUACCCGACUGUCGGCCUCCAGACUCCAGGGGAGGUGGUGGACGCCAACUUUGGCCAGCAUCCCUUUGUUUUCGACAUUGAGGACUACAUGCGCGAGUGGAGGACCAAGAUCCAGGCCCAGAUCGAUCGCUUCCCCAUCGGAGAGCGCGAGGGCGAGUGGCAGUCCAUGAUCCAGAAGAUGGUGGCUUCCUACCUGGUGCACCACAGCUACUGUGCCACCGCUGAAGCCUUUGCCAAAUCCACUGACCAGGCCGUGCACGAGGAGCUGGCCUCCAUCAAAAAUCGACAGAAGAUCCAGAAGCUGGUGUUGUCAGGUAGAAUGGGCGAAGCCAUCGAGACGACCCAGCAGCUCUACCCCACCCUCCUGGAGAGGAACCCAGACCUGCUCUUCAUGCUCAAGGUGAGGCAGUUCAUAGAGAUGGUGAAUGGGACGGACAGUGAGGUGAGGUGUUUGGGAGGCCGGAGCCCCAAGUCUCAGGACAGUUACCCCGGCUCCCCCCGGCCCUUCAGCAGCCCCAGCCACAAAGCCAGCAGCUCCCAGCCCUACCUCACAGGGUUUGACAGCAACUGCUGUAAUGGUGUGACGUCCAAUAAGAGCCACAGCUCCUCCCCCCAUAGUCAUAAGCCCUGCCCCCCUGGCUCUGGCUCCGCCCCCACAGGGUCUGACAUCAGCCUCAACGGGAACCGCAGCCAACAGCCCAUAACCAGUAACGAUGUGGACAUGGAGGUCGAUCACUUCACCAACGGGGUGACAGAGUCGUCCUCUAAUGGCUUCCUCAACGGCAGCUCCAAACACACGGCCGAGCCUGACGACUGCGACGCCGAUAUGGAGGUGGAGUCGGCCCAAUCCAAGAGGCAGCUGUGCGGCGGGAGCCAGGCGGCCAUCGAGAGGAUGAUCCACUUCGGCAGGGAGCUGCAGAGCAUGAGCGAACACCUCCGCCGCGAGUGUGGCAAGAACUCCGCCAACAAGAAGAUGCUCAAGGAUGCGUUCAGCCUGCUGGCCUACUCAGACCCCUGGAACAGCCCGGUCGGCUACCAGCUGGACUCCAUUCAGAGAGAGCCCGUCUGCUCCACUCUCAACAGUGCAAUAUUAGAGACUCACAACCUGCCCAAGCAGCCCCCCCUGGCCCAGGCCGUCGGCCAGGCCGCCCAGUGCCUCGCCAUCAUGGCACGAUCUGGCAGCGGCUCCUGCGCCUUCGCCUCUGUGGACGAUUACCUGCACUAGCCCCGUGUACACACACACACACACAAACACACACACACACACACACGUACUCAUAGGGCCUGGCCAGAAAUCACCCCCACCGCCUGUCCCGUUUGUGUAGUGAUGUCACCCGGGGAGACGAGACGCUCCUCCGGCCCGAGAGGUCACAUGUCCAGACUUAACUAGUUUCCUGUUCAGCUUUUAGCCCGAUAUGAGUCGUUGUUGGGGGUCUGGGGUGGUUUCUGGGUGGAGCCUUAGGGUGCAAACACACCUCAUACACCUAAAACAUGAAGACACACACACACACACACACACACACACACACACACACCUCCCUUUCCAUCCUAGAUAUGGAUUACGCCUCCACCUUGGCUAGCCUCGCAAACCCCAUCUUCAGCCAGCGAAGGCUAUUCCUGCAUCACCCUGAUUGACAGUCGAGAGCUAGCCAAGAGUAGCCAACUUGAAAAUACUUUAUCCCCAAACUUAGAGAGCAGAACUCAUGCGGACUCGCCACAAAUCCCCAGCCCUAAACAUUUGAGGGGGAGAGGGGUGAAGGUGACACGCAAACACGCCGGCAGACAAAAAAAAAAAGAAAAAAAUGCCGGUCAAGCAAAACACAACAAAACAAACAAACAAACAAACAAAAAAACCAAGACGAGUGACCGCUGCGGCCAUGUGGCGCUUAGCGCGGUUCCCAUAAACAGGCAAACACACGUGACAUCCAGCGAACACGUCAGGCAGGCUGAGCACCAACGCAGAAUUGCAAACAUUUGACACAUUCUGAGUCCAUCUCCACCGAGGCUUGCUGAGCGCGCAGAGUCCCGCCAACGCAAGACCCUCUCACGGCCCGGCGGCCAUGAGGGGCGCCAGUGGACGGCCCGCCUCCCUCCUGACUUCAGGACAUCAGCAGAGAUUUGUGUGACGCAUGUGGACUGACUUCGAAGAAGCCAGAGAGAAUCUACGCUCUCAACCUAACGUCUUUUUUUUUUUCUUUCCUCCUGUUUUUAAUCUAUUUUUGGCGGAGUGGGGGAAGGGGGAGGGGUGGUUACCUGGCUCUUGUUUUUUGUUUUUAGUUUUUCGGGUUUACACGGCAUGGUGCAGAUGAUUAUUAUUAUUAUAAUUAUCAUUAUAUUAAUUAUUGUUACUUGCAUUCACAGUAUAUUUGUUGAGCGCCAGCAAGAGCAAGUUCCACCAACAUAUAAUAAAGGUCCCGAUCUCACCGAUCAUUACCAGUGACAAGUGUGUGUACAUGUUAACGUUUAUAUAUGAAUUUAACAAAAAGGAAUUAUAUCAAUAGAGCAAGAUAUUUAGUUAUCAAAAGAAAGGAAAUGAUUGAAAAAAAAAAAAAACAAUCCAGUCCUUAAUGCUUUGUACCAACACCAGUGACCCCUGAAGUGUGCUGGUUGUUCCUGGUCUGUCCCCUCUGUGUCGAGUCCAGGGUUCCUGCACAGCCAAAAGACAGCCAAUGAAUCUGGAUUCAUUCAAGACAAACCUCCUCAGUAGGGAAACACAGGACUUCACAUUUUAUGUAGUCGCACACUUAACUUUCAUUUCACACAUCCUGGUACUCACUGCGAAGAAAACUAUUAAACCCAAACCAGAACCUUCAAACCCAGUCAAGAGGUUGAUGUCUGGAAAAAUGUGCAGGAACCCUGUGAUGACCUUUGACCCCUUUUUACUCGUUUACCCUCCCCUCCUGAAAUCCCCAGCUGCUCAGCAGGUUUGAUGCAAACAUUGUUAGUUUUAUUUUCGUAUCGAUGUCUAUGCUAAUCUUUAAUCCACAAAGAACUCAGGAGCCAAAUGUCCCUUUUUUCCUCCUCGGUUCAGACGCUGAGCCCCGCCCCAGCAGCCUGGCCGGGCCUUGAUUUCAAGCGAAUGCGUUUGAGUGGCACAGCGAUGGGCUUUUCAGACUUGAACCUGGACUAGAAACAAGCGAGAGCGAGGCGGUGUUGGAAGUGGCCAGCAAAGCCUCUCUCUUAACGAGAAUCUCAUGUAACAUUGGGUAGCAUAACCCUAAUUGAUUGCUAGCCUCGGGCUAAACUUGUAAUUAACGUUGGCCCCAUGGUGGGCCAGAAGCUAGCUCUCCUUCAGGCCCAGCCUGGACUCCCUGUUGCUCUUUGGUAGCAUCUUGCUGUCUGUCGUCUAAUGCUGCUGCUGAAACGCCAUUCAGGUGUGAAAAGUCCUCAAGUCCGCUCCUCUUUAUCUUUUAUCUAGCUCUAAGAAAUUUCCAGCCUCGUUCACCCAGCUUCCGUCGGAGGCGAGCGCCCUCUCCCCACGUGUUCCUGUUUUGUUUUUGUUUUUGUUUUUGUUUUUUUUAGCGGAUCCUCCUCCUGGCCUCCUUCUUCUUAGUGCUCGAUGCAUCGACGGGGGAAAAAACAAACAUCCAGUAUUGUCAACUGCACUGUGGCUACCACAUUUAUAAAAUAAAGAACCAAAUACUUUAGGAAGACAACAUCGCAGCUGUGUGUGUGAAGCCUGUGUGUUCAUGCUUGCCACUUGCAGAGAAACAGGAAUGCUGAGGCUAAGCGUUUUUGCUAGACACCGAUCCAUCUUCCUCUAGUUUUCCCAGGGGUCUGGAGUUGAUAUUUCUCCUCAUGGUGGAACUGAGCUUUUCUGUACCUUUUGGUUUUUUGAUCGCAAGCAGUCACGGCAUCGUUUAGAAAACUUCUUAGACAAGUGUCUGUUGUCUCUUUAUGAGUAAGGUCUGAAACCUAUGCAUGCCAUAGUAAAGUGGUGGUAAGAUCAAGUUAGAUGUCUCUUCUUUUGAUUUUGUUUUUGGUUUUUUUUUUUCCUCUUUCCUUUUAGCCAGCUCACAGUGUAAAAGGAAGAUGUCAACCAGUAAGUUGUCCACUGCUGACUGUGUGUCCGUUUGGAGAAAAAAAAAGAUGUGCAAUUUGUGUGAGGGUGAAAAGAUUUAUAUUAAAAACGACAAAUGACA
Messenger RNA from Myripristis murdjan (pinecone soldierfish), 5306 nucleotides. RefSeq names its product RAN binding protein 9 (gene ranbp9). The record is from RefSeq and is a predicted model, not a curated record. Bases 584 to 2389 code for a protein of 601 amino acids. Gene Ontology annotation, molecular function: protein binding. NCBI's taxonomy places the organism in Eukaryota, Metazoa, Chordata, Actinopteri, Holocentriformes, Holocentridae. The transcript has 14 exons.